AGAAACGACAGCGCAAGCCCAAACCCGAAUUGAUCUCCGGUCACAAAUAAAGCAGUAGGGUUUUACUCCAACUAGGGUUUUGCGUGAGAUCAGAGUAACUCGUUGGAGAAACAGGAGUAGCAGCCAUGGCCAGCACCAAAGUACAGAGGAUAAUGACCCAGCCCAUCAAUCUGAUCUUCAGAUUUCUUCAGAGUAAAGCUCGCAUUCAGAUAUGGCUAUUUGAGCAGAAGGAUGUGAGGAUUGAAGGACGUAUUAUUGGUUUUGAUGAGUACAUGAAUUUGGUUCUAGAUGAUGCUGAGGAAGUCAACGUGAAGAAGAAAAGCAGAAAGCAGUUAGGGCGGAUUCUUCUGAAAGGAGAUAAUAUCACAUUGAUGAUGAACACGGGGAAAUGAUUUCCUGUCAGCUGGACUUUGGAAGAAGUUUGAAUUUUUCUGGCAAAAAUCAAUUAUUGAAACCAUGUGUCUUUGUGGACAAGGAGCAGGAUGUUAGACUCACAGCCUUGAGUUUGAACUUCCAUUCAUGUUUGCUAUAUAUGUAUAUUCAGCAUGGUUUCUUUGAGUCUAGUACUUCAUGGAUGCCUCGACUCUGACCUCUUUAUGUGUGAGUCAAUUUAUCAGUAACUGUAUUGAAAGAAGUUGCUUGAUGCC
Messenger RNA from Lycium ferocissimum, 647 nucleotides. RefSeq lists its product as uncharacterized. Gene Ontology annotation, biological process: mRNA splicing, via spliceosome; spliceosomal snRNP assembly. The transcript has 6 exons. Gene Ontology annotation, cellular component: U5 snRNP; U4 snRNP; U2 snRNP. Gene Ontology annotation, molecular function: RNA binding. NCBI's taxonomy places the organism in Eukaryota, Viridiplantae, Streptophyta, Magnoliopsida, Solanales, Solanaceae. The record is from RefSeq and is a predicted model, not a curated record. Bases 126 to 392 code for a protein of 88 amino acids.